GCGCGAGACUGGCUGGGCUGACGUGGGCGGACUGGGUGAAAAGGCCGAAUUGCCCAACCCAGAGACCUUGAACGUCCGGGUCUCUUUUCACCGGGCAUAAUAUUCCAUCUCUCUUCGACAGAGUCUUCUGCACCAUGGGUUCGUUUACGCUAUCUUUCUUGCGCCUGCUCGGCGUUGCGCCGAGGUCGCGGCCGCCAGACGCCCGCCCGCCCGACGAAGAGCACGCGACAGGAACAGUAGCGGACGACUCGGCCUUGGGGGCGUCGAUGCUGCAGCCGAGCCACCACCACGCCCCAUUCCAGCGCAUCCCCGCCGAUAACACCCUGAUGCUGUUCCGGCUGACGCUGGGAAUCACGGCCGCUCCUCAUCUGGGCUUUAGCCAGUCCACGCAGCGGCCCGCCGACAACCUCGGACUCUACGCCCGCGUCGUGCACGCCGAACAGACGGCAAAGGAUCAAUACAAGGUUUUUUCGGUCGUCAUCAACGCCUGCUACUUCCUGCAGAUCAUUGUUGCCGCCUCCGUGACCGCCAUGGGCGCGGCCAACGCGAACAACAAGGCCGUCACCGCCUUCGGGGCCAUCAACACCAUCAUUGCCGGCUUCCUCACCUACCUCAAGGGCUCCGGCUACCCCGCCCGCUUCAAGUACUGCGCCGACGAGUGGAAGAAGGUCCGGGAGUACAUCGAGCACCGAGAGCGUGACUUCUCCCUCGAGGGCUGCACGCUAGACGUCUACGAGGAGAUCGACAACAUCAGGGAGAUGUACGAGCUCACCAAACGCGAUAUCGAGGUGAACCAGCCGGAGGCCUACAACGCCAAGUCCGCCAGCGGUGGCGGCGGCGGCGGCGGCGGCGUCGCCCGGUUCGACAGGGGGAGCAAGCUGCGGAGCUUCGACGAAACCGUGCGCAAGCUGAAGGGCCGCGCGGGGUUGGCCGCCGACGCUCUCGAGUCCAGGUCCAGCACCAUGGCGGCGAAGGUGCGCAGCCUCGAGGAUUCGCCGGACAAGAUGACGAAACACAUCGAGAAGACGGCCGAGGACGGCGGCGAAGAUGCCGCCUACAAGGCGGUGCGCCACGUCAUCGAGGACGCGGAGAAGCGGGUCAUCGCAGAGGCUCGCAACCUCGAGAAGGCGGUCGUCCGGGGCGCAGAGGAGCACAAGCCGCGCCCGCCUCGCGAGGUCUCGGUCAUGCUGUCGCACCGUGACGGCGACGACGAUGCUGCGGAUCAGAUCGAAGUGGCCCCUAAGAAAUAGCGGUAGUGAUUGAGGAACAGCAGGCCAACUUCUAACGUUGCCCAAAGCCGCCCGGGUCGACCGAGGCUGAGACGGGCUUGCGCAGUCUAACCAGGGCCGGGUGUGCUCCCCAUUACCAAUUGGGUCAGAUAAGCCCCGGUUCGCCCUGGCUCCAAGUCGAAAGUGUCGGAGCCCAACGACGUUCAACUCGAUAUUCCAGUUUACGAGGCGUUUGCUUUGAGAAGGCAAAAAUGGGGUUGGGUCGGGCAAUGGGAAGAA
Thermothelomyces thermophilus ATCC 42464 is the source of this 1508-nucleotide messenger RNA. RefSeq lists its product as uncharacterized. The record is from RefSeq and is a predicted model, not a curated record. NCBI's taxonomy places the organism in Eukaryota, Fungi, Ascomycota, Sordariomycetes, Sordariales, Chaetomiaceae. The transcript is spliced from 2 exons. Bases 135 to 1250 code for a protein of 371 amino acids.